This is a messenger RNA of Fonsecaea multimorphosa CBS 102226, 1680 nucleotides long. RefSeq lists its product as uncharacterized. The transcript has a single exon. The coding region runs from base 1 to 1680 and encodes 559 amino acids. Gene Ontology annotation, cellular component: membrane. The record is from RefSeq and is a predicted model, not a curated record. NCBI's taxonomy places the organism in Eukaryota, Fungi, Ascomycota, Eurotiomycetes, Chaetothyriales, Herpotrichiellaceae. Gene Ontology annotation, biological process: transmembrane transport; monoatomic cation transport. Gene Ontology annotation, molecular function: monoatomic cation transmembrane transporter activity.
AUGGAGGUCGCCACCCCCCGCCGACCUCACUACCAACUCGGCGCCCUUUCUGGCUUCAUCCCGCUCAAUGAAGAGCCCAACGCAAUGUCGACGCGCGGACAGCGCCUGCCGAGCCUGAUCCAGAGCCGGUCAACCACAUCUCUGCUCACCCUUCAGCGCCGACCGCUCACACGAAGGGGCUCCGUCACGAGCCACCAUUCGGACGAAGACGAGGAGCACCAGGAUCCGCAGCGAGAAAGCUUUGAGACUCUGAACGCCACAGGCAGAUGGCGGCCCAGCACGCCCUCGGAGACAGACCCGCGACGAAUGAGUGUCGGGCCCGAGAUCCUCAUGACGCCGCAGGUGCGCAGCAUGCGCCUGAUCGGGCAGAGCAACCCCCGAUACCACUGGCACCAGUACUUCAAGAGCGAGGACGAGCUGAAGAAGAUGAGGAAGCCCAUCCGGAAAUACUACGAGCGCAACAAUUUCUUGGUCACACAAUACAUAUACAUCGACAAGUUGCUGGACUCGUCGCUCCCGCAUAAUCUCAUCCAAGAGUACAGUCAUCCGCGCGCCCAAGGCACGAUGAUGAAUACCAUCUGUGAGGAACCCGCUUCUGGCAACAUCACCCCCGUGAUGGGACCGAAUGCCACCAACUCGCCCACAACAGAGCACAAGCUGAAGCGGACGCCGAAGAACCUGUACAAGCUUCCCAGUGAAGAGACGCCCCUGUUGGCAGACGACGUGGAAGCGAGCCUCGAUACAGCUCUUCCGGAAAUCAGCUUUGCAGACAUGGACGAGGGCGUCGACUCGAACGAGCCGAUCGUCACCGUGGCAAUUUACAUCAACCUUGCCGCCAAUAUCAUCCUGCUCGCAGGGAAGAUCGUGGUGAUAGUCCUGACCUCGUCGCUCUCGGUGCUCGCGUCGCUUGUCGAUGCGGCCUUGGAUUUUCUGUCCACCGCUAUCGUCUGGACUACUACGAAACUCAUCUCACGACAGGAUCAGUAUGCUUACCCCAUUGGCCGACGACGAUUGGAACCCGUCGGCGUCCUCGUUUUCAGUGUCAUCAUGAUCACCUCCUUCUUCCAAGUAGCCUUGGAAUGCUUCAACAGGUUGAUUUCCGGAGACCACAGCGUCGUGGAACUGGGCAUCCCCGCCAUCGCCAUCAUGCUGAGCACGGUCGCCGUCAAAGGAUUCUGCUGGUUCUGGUGCCGAUUGGUCAAAAACAGUUCCGUGCAAGCCCUGGCUCAAGACGCCGCCACCGACGUCGUCUUCAACAUCUUCUCCAUCGUUUUCCCCCUCGUGGGCUUUUACUUUAAGAUUUGGUGGCUGGACGCCCUGGGCGGGUUGUUCCUGUCCUUUUACGUCAUUUUCAACUGGACGACAACCAGCGUCGAGCACGUCCGCAAUUUGUGUGGUGUUUCCGCCACCGCGGACCAGCGCAACGUUUUGUUGUACCUCGCCAUGCGCUUCGCCAAACCCAUCCGCUACAUCCAGGGUCUGCAGGCGUACCACACGGGCGACAAGCUCAACGUCGAGGUCGACAUUGUCCUGGACGAGAACAUGAGUCUGCGGGACAGCCAUGACCUGAGCGAGAGUCUGCAGUAUGUCCUGGAGAGCGUGCCCGCGGUCGAUCGCGCGUUCGUCCACGCCGACUAUGCAGACUGGAACUUGCCCAGUCAUAUGAAUCAGCAGGGCUGA